This is a messenger RNA of Beta vulgaris subsp. vulgaris (sugar beet), 2716 nucleotides long. RefSeq names its product putative pentatricopeptide repeat-containing protein At2g01510. Gene Ontology annotation, biological process: RNA modification. Lineage: Eukaryota; Viridiplantae; Streptophyta; Magnoliopsida; Caryophyllales; Amaranthaceae. Gene Ontology annotation, molecular function: RNA binding; zinc ion binding; protein binding. The transcript has a single exon. The record is from RefSeq and is a predicted model, not a curated record. Bases 194 to 2653 code for a protein of 819 amino acids.
ACAUGCACAUGUUAUAAACUCGAGAGUCGAGACUAUUAAGAAUCAAAUCAAAAUUAGAAUGAAUAAGGGAACCCCCAAACUUGGGAUGUAUAAUGUGAACUAAAUAUACAAGUUAGUGUCUUAGUGAAGCUACUCUAACUCAGGGUAAACUAAGGGCAACAAACGACUAACCUCACUCACUCAGUGAUAUCCUAUGAACCACAAAUACUGGACUAAUGAACUCCACAAAAUUUCCUCAUCCUUCAUUAGAAGCCGUAAAUCUCCGGGCUUCAAAUCCAACACCACUAAUGUCAUCGACGCCCGAAUUAUCAAAACGGGUUUUAACCCGAAUACAAGUCGCACAAAUUUUGAGAUGGAAAAUCUCAUCAAAUGUGGCCAACUUACUAAAGCACGUCAACUGUUUGAUGAAAUGCCUAACAGAAACAUGUUUUCUUUGAAUACCCUACUUUCAGGUUAUGUGAAAUCAGGGAAUCUCGUUACUGCAAGGCAGUUGUUUGAUGACACGAGUGCUCGAACAACCGUAACGUGGACCAUUUUGAUUGGUGGUUAUGCCAAACAUGGCAAUCCUAUGGAGGCCUUCAAGCUUUAUGCAGAUAUGUAUAGGUCAAUGACUAUGCUGGAUUCUGUUACUUUUGCCACAUUGUUGUCGGGUUUCGACGACAAAGAUUUGAUGAAACAAAUGAUUCAAGUUCAUGCCCAUGUUGUAAAGAUGGGAUUUAGUUCGGCUCGAACUGUUUGUAAUACUUUGGUGGAUUGUUAUUGCAAGUGUCAUUGCUUGGAUUUGGCUUGUAAGCUCUUUUUUGAGAUGCCUGAUAGAGAUUCUGUUACUUUUAAUGCUAUGAUUACUGGGUAUGCUAAUCAUGGGCUGGAUGAGGAAGCUGUUGAUUUCUUCUUGACGAUGCAGAAAGCGGGUUUCAAACCUUCUGAGUUCACUUUCACUGCAGUUUUAGGUGCUGGUGUUGAGUUAGGAAACUUAGUUCUUUGUAAGCAAGUUCAUGGCUUUGUGGUGAAGACCAACUUUAUCUGGAAUGUUUUCGUAAGCAAUGCUUUGCUUGAAUUUUAUUCGAAGCACAAUCAUGUGGAAGAAGCCGAAAAACUUUUCUAUGAGAUGAUUGAGAUUGAUGGUGUUUCAUACAAUAUAAUCAUAUCUGGCCACGCCUGGGAAGGGAACUAUAAGAAGUCUAUUGCCCUGUUCCAGGAGUUGCAGGGAACAAAAUUUGACAGGAAGAACUAUCCUUUUUCUACUAUGUUGAGUAUAGCAGCUUACGCACCUGAUUUGGAAAUGGGUAGACAAAUUCAUUGCCAGUGUAUCGUGACAACAGCAUCAUCAGAACUUAAAGUAGGAAACUCACUCUUAGACAUGUAUGCUAGAUGUGGACGGCUUGAGGAAGCCAAUCUGAUCUUCCAAUCUCUUUCAAACCAGGACACAGUCCCAUGGACAGCAAUGAUCUCUGCUCUUGUACAAACGGGGUACCAUGAAAAAGGGCUCAAGAUAUUCAUCGACAUGUCUAGGACAAAUGUCAAUCCAGAUCAAUCCACUUUUUCCACCAUCUUAAGGGCUACGGCUAGUUUAGCUUCAUUGUCACUGGGAAAGCAGUUGCACUCUUUAGUAUUCAGGUCAGGAUUCAUGUCCAAUGUGUUUUGUGGAAGUGCAUUGCUCGAUAUGUAUGCAAAAUGUGGUUCAAUGAGAGACGCUAUCAAGUUGUUCUGUGAGAUGCCUGAUAGGAAUAUAGUCUCGUGGAAUGCAAUGAUAUCUGCUUAUGCUCAGAAUGGAGAUGGUGAUGGUACCAUCAGGUUGUUUGAGGAAAUGGUUUCAACGGGUCUUUGUCCGGACCGGGUAAGUUUCCUUAAUGUCCUCACUGCUUGUAGCCAUUCCGGGCUUGUCAAUCAAGGAAUUAGGUAUUUCAACAGUAUUACUGAAUUAUAUAAUAUGGAGCCUAGGAGAGAGCACUAUAUUACUAUGGUUGACAUCUUAUGCCGAAGUGGGCGUUUUGGACAAGCAGAAAAACUGAUUACUGAAAUGCCUUUUCACCCUGAUGAGAUUAUGCUCUCGUCCAUUUUAAACUCAUGUAGGAUCCAUAAAAACCAGGCUCUGGCAGAAAAAGUUGUCGAACAGCUAUUCGAUAUGGAGGUAAGAGAUGCUGGUGUUUAUGUGAACAUGUCAAAUAUCUACGCAUCAACAAGUCAAUGGGACAAAGUUGCAAUGGUGAAGAAAGCAAUGAGAGAACACGGAGUUAGAAAGCCUCCUGCUUAUAGUUGGCUAGAAAUCAACCACAAGAUGCACAUUUUCUCCGCAAAUGACACGUCUCAUCCAAGAUGGGAAGACAUCAAGAAGAAAAUUGGAUCAUUGUCUAUAAGAAUGGAGGAGGAAGGCUAUAAACCAGAUACUAGCUGUGUCGUUCAUAACUGGGAUGAGGAUACCAGAGCAGAAUCACUGAAAUACCACAGCGAACGCAUAGCUAUUGCAUUUGCAUUGAUCAGCACCCCAGAAGGUACACCUAUAUUAGUGAUGAAGAAUCUAAGGGCUUGUUCUGAUUGCCAUGCCGCAAUCAAGAUCAUCUCUAAGAUCACUGGGAGGGAAAUUGCAGUGAGGGAUUCAAGUCGAUUCCAUCAUUUUGAAAACGGGCAUUGUUCUUGUGGCGAUUAUUGGUGAACUUGUAUAUGCUUGUAACAAUCACAUUCAAGCUCGUCAAGUUUAUAUAUUCAAGCUUAACUA